AGCAACCCGAGAAAUUCAAAUCUGAACAAUCAUAUGAAGUUUUUUUAAUAUGUUAAUGUCAAGGGUUAUUAAAUUAUUUUCACACAUUACUUUUUGCAAAAUUGUAAAUUUACCGUACCUGAACAGAAAAUUAUCUUAAGUAUUGCAUAUUAAUGGUAGAUGUACUAAAUAGGUGAUACGAGAAAUAUCAUAUUCAUUGACGGGUUUAGUGUUUAGUUUACGAAUAACGUUAGUUACGUGGCACUACAAUGCAAAUGAACGAAGUAAACAUAAAAUAAUUUAAAUAUUCCACGCUCUGAGAAUUUAAUUAUUGCAUUUUUUGACGUAUUCUGUAGAUAGAGAAAUUAAAAAUAUGGUUGUGACUAGUAGAGUGUCGUUUGCGCUCUCUGGCAUUAUAACAGUGCUUCUAUUUUCUGGAAUGCAGAUGUACAAAAGUUGGCUGGCCUCGACACAAUUGCACACUAUUUUUGGCGGAUAUAUUGGAUCGCUUGUUUUCAUUUUUUCACUUACUGCCCUUGGCAAUCUAGAAACCAUCAUGUUUGGUCAAUCUUUCCAAAUGAAGCUCUUCCCUGAAGUUUUCAUUUCGCUGAUCACAUCCUUAAUCGCCUCGGGAUUAGUUCAUCGAGUAUCAACAACAACAUGCUUCCUGUUCUCCAUGGUCGCCCUUUACUACCUCAAUCGCAUUUCCCAAGAAACGUAUUCUACAAGCGCCCCUGUUGCUCCCGUUCAUACCAAGAAGAGGAAGUGAAAUUAGGAAAGUAAUCCUUAAUUUCUCGCGAUUAACAAUUUUCAUUGUCAAUACUGUACUUUUUAUACUAUUUAUAUAUAAACGCAUAACUUUGAAACUCAAAUAUCGUAAAAUAUUGGAGAAACAUUAAAAAAGAAUGUUAAAAAUGAAGAUAGUGAAAAUAACGUAUAUAUCAAUGGUAUUAUAUUUGCUCCAUUAAAAUAUAAUUUUUUGUAACAGUACGAACGGAUAAUAAAGAAAACAUUUAU
Molecule: messenger RNA, 996 nt
Organism: Belonocnema kinseyi
Lineage: Eukaryota; Metazoa; Arthropoda; Insecta; Hymenoptera; Cynipidae
Product: protein KRTCAP2 homolog
Exons: 3
Coding region: 353-748 (131 amino acids)
Source: RefSeq, a predicted model, not a curated record